UUCAUCCAGUCGCUUUUCGGGUAUCGUCGCGUUAAGCAUCCAGGAAUUCCAGGGAUGCCGCUCGCGCUCCACACCGGGUUAUAACCCCUAACAGGGAAUUUCCAGAUAAAAUAAUACACAACAAAAAAAACAAAAAUCUGGACAGCGAUGAAUAUUUUGGGAUGGGGUUGGAUAGUACUCGUCGCUUUUGAAACAGUUAUAGCGUGGGGAGGUCUUUUGGGGAGCGGUUCCGACCUCCAAGGGCCAAUCUUCGUAAUAGAACCACCUCAUCGAGUGGAGUUUGGGUCCCAAACAGGCGGAAGAGCCGAUUGUACAGGACAUGGCAGCCCACCACCGGAAAUCGAGUGGGUUUUACAAGAUGGAACACCUGUACAGCAAAUCCCAGAGCUACGCCUCAUUUUCCCCAACGGUUCCCUAAUAUUCCCACCGUUCUCAAACGAUCGCUACCGCCACGACAUCCACACCGCCAUCUACAGAUGCAAAUUGAGAAGCACUUUGGGAAUCACCUUAAGCAGAGAAGUUCACAUAAAAGCAGUUGUCAAGCAAAAAUACGAUAUUCAAGUGAGCGACGAGUACGUCAUAGCGGGAAAUACGGCGGUACUAAAGUGUAAAAUACCCACGUACGUGUCGGAUUAUGUGAUGGUCACCUCCUGGGUUCAGGAUGAGAAUAUUAAUAUUUAUCCCAAUACUGAUAUUGGGGGGAAGUAUGUGGUCCUAGGAAAUGGGGACCUUUAUAUUAGUAAUGCUGGUCCUGGGGACGGAUAUAAGAACUAUGCCUGUAGGACUGUUCAUAAGCUUACAGGUGAAGUCAUAACCUCAACUUAUCCAGGCCGAAUAAUCGUAACGGAACCAAAAGGGAGUGUACAGCCCCGAAUAGCCGUAGGGAAAUUCAAUGCUAAAAGGGUUGUUGUGGGUGAUGACGUUACUUUGCCAUGCGUGGCUCAGGGACAUCCAGUUCCUGGUUACUACUGGAAAAAGGAAAUUGACGGGCAAAUGAUUCCGGUUGCCUUGGGGGAGAGGAAUAUGUUGUUGAGUGCUGGAUUACUACGCAUAUCAAAGGUUCGGCUGGAAGAUAAAGGGGUGUAUGUGUGCUUUGCGAAUAAUUCUGCAGGGGAGGAAAGUGUGAGGAUCACUUUGGAGGUGACCUCACCUCUAUCGGCUCAUAUACAACCUCAAAUGUUGGUGGUGGAUGUGGGGAAAGACGCGACGUUUCAGUGCGUUAUCAAUGGACAUCCUGCUUCUCAAAUUCAUUGGUUACAUAAUGGCAAACCUAAAGCAGCAGAUAAUAGGGUGGAAGUUCAAAAUGAACCUCCGCGUUUAAUAGUUAAACAGCUGACAAAAGAUGAUCGUGGGAUGUAUCAGUGUUUUGUCAGCAACGACUGGGAUCAAGCUCAAGCUACUGCUGAACUUAAUAUGGGAGAUGCUGGACCAGAACUUAUUUACUGGUUCGCAGAACAAACAUUACAGCCGGGCCCUACCGUUUCCCUUAAAUGUGUAGCAUCAGGAAAUCCACCUCCGCAGUUUACGUGGGCACUGGAUGGCUUUCCCAUUCCAGACAAUUCCAGAUUUUUGGUGGGUCAAUACGUGACCAUCCAAGACGACGUUAUCUCGCACGUGAAUAUAACGAACGUAAAAGCGGAAGAUGGGGGCGAGUAUUCGUGCACGGCCCACAACAGUGUGGGAAAAGUGACCCACAGUGCACGGGUGAACGUGUACGGGCUGCCGUACAUCCGGGAAAUGCCGAAGGUGAUCGGGGUCGCGGGAAACUCUUUAAUAAUCAAGUGUCCCGUGGCCGGAUAUCCCAUUGAAAUUAUCACCUGGGAACGAGAGGGACAGAUUUUGCCAGUGAAUGCGAGACAAAGGGUGUACCCCAACGGCACCCUUCAUAUCAUGCAAACACAGAGAAGGGAAGACGCGGGUACAUAUACGUGUCAAGCGCAAAAUAGGCAGAGAAAUUCCGCUAGAAGGGAUGUAGAAGUACAAGUUAUAGUUCCCCCAAAAAUACUGCCAAUCAACCCGAUGACCGAUCUACUACGGGAGGGAAUGCGGGCAGCAAUCACCUGUCAAAUUAUGGAGGGAGACCUGCCAAUCACCUUUCGCUGGGAACGAAAUGGAAAGCCCAUAAUCAAUAACGCAGCCCUAGGCACAUUGGUAAGAAGGAUCGACGAAUUUUCCUCCUCUUUAAUCAUUGACCGGGUCAGCUCUCAGCAUAGCGGCAACUACACUUGUAUAGCUAACAACAUCGCUGGGAGUGAGAAGUAUGGUGUACCCUUAACCGUCAAUGUUCCUCCAAGAUGGACCAGCGAACCCACAGAUGCCAGCGUAGCAUCAGGACAAGACGCGAUUAUCCAUUGCCAAGCAGAAGGUUACCCCAAGCCCAUCAUAGUAUGGAAAAAAGCUCUCGGUGAGCAACCAGGCGAGUACAAAGAUCUCCAAUAUGAACCCAACAUCCAGCAGUACCAAAACGGUUCGCUGGGAUUCACGCACAUAUCAAAAGAAAACGAAGGUCAAUACUUAUGCGAGGCCAAAAACAAUAUCGGGGCGGGCGUUAGCAAGGUUAUUUUUUUAAGGGUUAACGCUCCGGCUCAUUUUGCUCAAAAAUCGAAACAAGUACAAGUAAUAAAAGGCGAGCAGGCCCAUUUGCAAUGUUCGGCGAAUGGAGAUACCCCGAUGCAAAUAGUGUGGAAAGUUGGAGUGCAGCACAUUACUAAGGAUAGUGUUGGAUCUGACAGCAGAUACUCCAUCAGAGAACAACCUUUGGCAGACGGAAUGGUCUCCGAACUAGGCAUAGAAAGAACCAUCCGUCAAGACACGGGCAUCUUCAUCUGUUCCGCCUCGAAUUCCUACGGAAGUGACGACAUGAACAUCCAGCUGAUCGUCCAGGAAAUCCCGGAAGCCCCAAGGAACGUCAAGGUCAUUGAUCAGCAGUCACGCACCAUCGGCAUCUCCUGGAACUAUCCCUAUGCGGGGAACAGCCCUAUAACAAAUUAUGUGAUUCAGUACAAGCCAGGAGCAGAAGCUUGGCCAAAUCAGCCGGCAAAAGUGACGGUACCAGGUUCCCAAACCAGUGGUACCAUAUCAAACUUGAGACCAGCACAGGUUUACCAUGUAAGAGUUUUGGCUGAGAAUCGUCUAGGUCUAAGUGAACCCAGUCAGAUUGUACAAGUGAAUACACUGGAAGAAGUUCCUAACGGUUCCCCAAUAGACAUCCGUGCCGAAGCAAAAACGUCUACCGAGCUGGUGGUGACAUGGGAACCACCUCCCAGAGAAACAUGGAAUGGAAAUCUACUUGGGUACCACGUCGGUUAUCAGGAACUGGAUGAGGACAAUAGUGUAUCACAGAGUUACGUAUUUAAAAGUGUUGAGGUGCGAGCUCAUUAUGGGGGCGAAGCUGUUUUGCAAGGGUUAGCCAAGUUUACCACCUACAGCAUUAUUGUACAGGCAUAUAACAGCAGAGGGUCUGGACCAGCGAGUGAACCAGUCACUGCAAGAACUUUAGAAGAUGCCCCCACAUUACCACCGGAAAACGUCCAGUGUUCAGUGUUAAAUGCUCAAUCGUUACACAUAUCAUGGGAGCCGCCCUUGCCAAAGGGCAGAAACGGUAUUAUACAAGGAUUCAAAGUUACUUACCAUUCAGUUGGAGAGUAUUAUGAUAAUGACGACCAACAAACCAAAAUGGUCACCCAAAUGAGAACCACCAUAUCAGGUUUAAGGAAAUUUACGAAUUAUAGCAUGACUGUUUUGGCGUAUACUAGUAGUGGUGAUGGGGUGAGAUCCAGUCCUGUGUAUUGUCAAACAGAGGAGGAUGUGCCAUCCGCCCCAGCCCAAAUAAAAGCAGUCCUAAGUGGCCCCAACAAAAUCCUUGUGGCUUGGCUUCCUCCCAAGUUUAGCAAUGGACCACUCACUGGAUACACGUUUUAUAUGAGCGUGGUAGAGGAUGGACAAGAGGAGGGAACCCAUAAAAGGGCCCUCAGCCCCACGACUGAAAUGUACGAGGUGUCAAGGACUCACGAGUCAAGCACUUUACAGUUCUGGAUAACUGCAUCCACUAGGAUAGGAGAAGGUGAGAGCACAAGAGUCAUCACAGUCUCCCCAUCAAAAAACGUUCCGGCGAAAAUCGCUUCGUUUGGUAGAAAAGUGAUUAGUGCAUGGAAACAGGACAUUUAUCUCCACUGUAAAAGGGUGGGGAUACCUUCUCCCAACGCAGUCUGGAAAAUAAACGACCUUCCUUUAGAAGAGGGAGGAAGAAGGAAUAUUUUUCCAAAUGCCACAUUGGUGAUAAAAGAUAUUCAAAGUGUGGACCAAGCGAAUUACUCUUGUGCCGUCGAGAACCAGUAUGGAAGGGAUGAAAUAGUUUAUACCCUAAAGGUUCUGGUACCUCCAGAAGCGCCUGUUUUAAGUGUGGUGGAGGCUUUUACUGACAGCUUACAUUUGAGUUGGACAGACCAAGGAAAUGGAGGUUCACCAAUACUGGGUUACGUUAUAAAUUAUAAAAGGGAUCACGGAGAUUGGGAGGAGUUGCAAAUCCCUGCCAGGACUGACGAGCAUAUGCUUAGGAACCUUUGGUGUGGCAGUAGGUAUCUUCUUUAUAUCACAGCAUUUAACCGAAUAGGCACCGGACUGCCAUGUGAUAUAGUGACAGCCCAUACAAAAGGAACUGUGCCAGUGCAGCCUAAGCAAUCACAAAUGUUAACGAUGAACGCCACUGUGGCCACCAUAUGGUUAGACUCAUGGGGUGACGGGGGGUGUGGAAUCGGCCAUUUUGCUAUCUUUUACAGACCUAUACGUCAUAGCUCUUGGACAACCGCUUCUAACCACCUGAAACCUACAGAAAGGAUCUACAGCAUCGUAGAUCUGUUUCCGGCCACGGAAUAUCAAAUAAAAGUUAUUGCGAGUAAUAAUGCCGGAGAUGCUGAGGCGCUGUAUAAUUUCACCACGUUAACAUUUGCAGGAAGUAUUCCAGAAAUCACUCCUCCCGUAUCGCACUCCGGAGAUGAAUCGAUGUAUUUGAAUGCCAAGGUUUUGGUGCCUAUAGUGUCAUCUUUGAGCAUCUCUGGGGCUAUUUUUGCGGCACUGGUUUAUAGAAGAAAACGUCUCCAAGACAUAAACUCCACCCAGAGCACCUCAAUAGGAGAAUCGCCCUCGAUGGCCCAAAUGCAAAACAAACAAAACCGAGACCAGCAGUACCUCGCGGUGAGGGUGGGUCGCGGGCAACAACCCCUCGACGUUGAAGAUCCCUAUAAGGCCGAAACGUCCGAGUACAUCGAGGACAUUUGUCCUUACGCCACUUUUCAACUAUCCAAGCCGGCGUACAGCGAGAGCUCUUAUAGCGGCAACGUGUACAGUGGACCGUACCAUUCGGUACGCGGUUCGUUUGUUUAUCAUGACGUAAAACCACCACCUAUCGAUAAGUUUAAGUUAGGACAUAACAAAGAACCUGAGUACACCAAAGUGAGAAGAAAAGGUGGUAGACUAAGAGAUCCUCAUUCAGAAAGUCAAGAGUCUGAUAACCUGGGCAGCACCGACUCAGAGGUGAAGAAGAUACUAACUCUCCACCUGCCUAUUUCAGAGUACGACACCCUCGGAUCGGACUCAGACGGUGAUGGGGGCGGUAGGGCAACCAGUCAAGAGCUUAUGUCUUUCGGACAUCGUAUGAGAGGUGGGGCGGAGGGUUCCUCGACCUCUUCGGACUCGCCGCCCUCAGGCAGUGUGGGCCGAAAACCGUACAACGCGAGAAAGGGCAAGGGAAAGGGCGGCAACAAGGGACUGAGACACGUAAGGUCCUCUAGCGGUUACUCUAGUCACAACGAUGAAACUACCUUUAGUAUAUCGCAUGCGCCGAGUUUUAAUGAACGGAUACAUCCGCCUACAAGUUUUUUCUAGAUUUUCAGAUGUGUCCCUAAGAGACUUCUCCGACGCCGAAUACGAAAAGAGCCACAAAACCAGAGGAAUGUCGAAACUAACCAGGGAAGCCUUCCAAAUAAAUGUAUAAUAUAACUAAGGCAUUAAGUUUCUGUUUGUUUUAUCCAAAAAAAAAAAAUAUGUAUAAGCACACAUUAUAUUGAUUUCUUCUAUUUUUUAACGGAAAUAAAAUCAGCAGCUUCCCACAAUGUAAAAAAUAAAAAGAAAAAUAGCAGUGCCAAAACGUUAUUAUAGAAAUAACAAACAAUAGUUGUAUUAGAUCAUUUUUAUUUAAGGGUGUACCGGGGUACAUCGAAGUAAAACCCACGAAACCCUUUUUGGGUACAUUCCAGUAAAGGUUUUGUGAUAUUUAUUUUUGUUAGAUGUUUAUUAUUGUUUUUAUGAAUUUUAUAUGGAGAUAUAGAGGAUAAUUUCUACACCAAUUUUUGUACUGUGUAUAUUAGAUAUUUGUAAAAAAUAAAAACGUCGACCGAUCACACGAUCGAGUAUAAAAACCAAAUUAUUUAAACAUUAAUAAUUUGGUGUAUAUACUCAUGACCAUAAUAGCAUAUUAAUGUGUCCCAAUGUGUCGAAAUUUCACUUUUAGAAGUAAUAAGGGCAAAUUUUUAAAAUCACACCACUGAUUCACUAUUUUAUCAAUUCAAAGGACUGUCUUUUACGAAUAAUUUCGACUAUCUUUUUACUGUACUCUAAAAUUGUUAAUUGUAAGAAAAAUAAAUGACAUGUUAGUUAAAAAAAA
Anthonomus grandis grandis is the source of this 6661-nucleotide messenger RNA. RefSeq names its product cell adhesion molecule Dscam2 (gene Dscam4). Bases 148 to 5883 code for a protein of 1911 amino acids. NCBI's taxonomy places the organism in Eukaryota, Metazoa, Arthropoda, Insecta, Coleoptera, Curculionidae. Gene Ontology annotation, molecular function: cell-cell adhesion mediator activity. Gene Ontology annotation, cellular component: axon; plasma membrane. The transcript has 34 exons. Gene Ontology annotation, biological process: axon guidance; dendrite self-avoidance; homophilic cell-cell adhesion. The record is from RefSeq and is a predicted model, not a curated record.